Messenger RNA from Mizuhopecten yessoensis (Yesso scallop), 7853 nucleotides. Its product is annotated as putative sodium-coupled neutral amino acid transporter 10. Lineage: Eukaryota; Metazoa; Mollusca; Bivalvia; Pectinida; Pectinidae. Gene Ontology annotation, biological process: amino acid transmembrane transport. Bases 120 to 3206 code for a protein of 1028 amino acids. Gene Ontology annotation, molecular function: amino acid transmembrane transporter activity. The record is from RefSeq and is a predicted model, not a curated record. The transcript has 16 exons.
AUAGUAACUUGAUGACGAAACUUCUAAUCGCCACGUCGCCGUAAGCUAUGAGAUGACGAUGUUGUUACAAGGAUACUGAUAUAUUUCAGUUUAAGAACUAUAACCAUGUUGUAAAUGUGAUGGAAGCAGGUAUUGAUGAUGAAAAAUCUAUAGAGGCUGAUUCUAAAUUUGAGACUGAGGAGCGGCAGUCUGGCCCAAACAUGGCAGUCAGCAACCUCCCGCAUGUCAUCAACCUCAGCAACAGUAUCAUUGGUGUCACCAUCCUGGCUAUGCCCUUCUGUUUUAAACAGUGUGGUAUACUGCUGGGAGCUGUGCUCCUGUUUUUCUGCACCUGGUUGACUCUGGUAUCAUGCCGUAUGCUGAUGAAGGCUGGUAUUACCUCACGCAGGAGAUCCUAUGGAUUUCUUGCUUACUAUACUUAUGGUGCCCCAGGGAAGCUAGCUGUUGAAAUCGGGAUGAUAGGGCUACAGCUGGGAACACUGAUUGCCCAAGUUGUUAUUAUUGGUGACCUUGGUCCAGCCAUUGUGUCCAAGUACCUAGGACUGGAGAACAAUGGUAACCUGCGGAUGGGUCUGAUCUGUUUCCUGUGUCUGUGUGUUGGACUACCUCUUGGCCUGCUGAAGAACCUCAAUACUGUCAGCAGAGCCAGCACCUUGUGUAUUCUUUUUUAUGGAUUAUUCACUGUUUAUGUGUUCUCACUGUCCAUUCCAAAUCUAGUGUCUGGUGACUGGAUUAACAAAGUGAACCUCUGGAGGACUGAUGGACUAUUCAAAUGUCUGCCCAUCUUCUCAUUUGCUUUUGGUUGUCAAACGCAGCUGUUCAUUAUGUUUGAUAACCUGCCUGAGCCGUCCCUGAAGAGUGUCAACAACAUUGUACACAGUGCUGUUAACAUGUGUACCGUCUCCUAUCUCCUGACUGGAUUUUUUGGCUACAUCGCAUUCCACAAUAAAGAUAUAGGAGGAGACAUUGUGAAAGAUUUUGAAGUCAGUUUGGCAUCCGAUGUUCUCAAACUUGGUUUUGUCAUCUCCAUUGCUGUCACAUUCCCUCUUAUCAUCUACCCGUGCAGAGGGAGUCUCUACACCCUACUGUUUCCUCAAAGACAAAAACAUAGUGAUGACUUGGAGAAGAGGCCUGUUAUACCAGAACUUCACUUCAAAGUUCUCACCACCUUCAUUGUCCUUGGCUCAAUGAUAACAGGCAUCCUAGUCCCUAAUGUGGAAUUUGUAUUGGCCAUGAAUGGUGCUACCAUGGGAACCCUUAUCUGUUAUAUAUUUCCUGCUGUGUUCUUCCUACGGGUGAUGACAGGCUCAUCUGAGGGAAAGCUGAUUGCACAGGCUGUGUUAAUUUUAGGAUGUUUGAUCAUGGUACUGUGUACAUUGACCACACUGAACGCCCAAGAACAAGUUCAUGCUGUUGAAGUAGUGAAAGAUGAGAUUGUAAACAAGGACCUCCCUGUGGUACAUGACAAAGAAAAGCCCCUCCAGCCUCCGGUCCUUAACACUCAAGAUAAACACCUUCCUAAGGACAAACCUCCUGACAAAAUAGCCACAGGUGACAAAGUUGAUACUCUAUUGAGUAAAGAUGAAAAGGCUAAAGAUAAGCGUGUGGAGCCCCCCAAUCCUAGAGAACCGUCUGAGAAUGACAACCCACCAGACAAACCUGAUGUUAAAGAGACUUUAGAUAAACCAAAAGAAGAUUCUAACCUAAAAACCAAAAAGGUUGAUGAUGCACCGGUCGAAAAGAAAACUGGACAAGAAAAGGUAAUGGAAGGACAAGACCAGCUACAGAAGGCACCAGUCAUGAACAAGGAGGAGGAGGCAGGACAAGGAAAAGAUGUGGAUCAGAGUAAGGACACUGGACAGGAGGCAGGGCAAAUAAAGGCUCCUGUACAGAAGAAAGAGAGCAAUGUGGACGGGGGUGACAAGGAGCAAGCAGCAGAAAAGAAUAAUAGGAAACAGGAUGAAAUCAUCAAUGAACUAGAGAAGCAACGCGAGGUACAGCGAGAAUUGAUCGAGGAACAAAAAGAAAUCCUGGCACAGCUCAAAGAGCAUGAACAGGAACACAAACAGAUUGAUGCUGAGAAGCAACAGGCUAACAUUGGAGAAGCAGCAAUGGUAAAUCCACCAGCUGCUCAACAGGUAAACUCAAAGCAAGGUGUGGGUCAACCACUUGGAGGCAUUCAACAAGGUGUUGGCCAGCCAAUGGGAGGUGUUCAACAGCAGCAAGCCGCUGGCCAGCCAAUGGGAGGUGUUCAACAGCAGAAAGCCGCUGGCCAGCCAAUGGGAGGUGGUCAACAGCAGCAAGCUGCUGGUCAGCCAAUGGGAGGUGUUCAACAGCAGAAAGCGGCUGGCCAGCCAAUGGGAGGUGUUCAACUGCUGCAAGUCGCUGGCCAGCCAAUUGGAGGCGUUCAACAGCAGCAAGUUGUCAACCAUCCAUUGGGAGGAGUUCAACAACAGCGAGUUGUCAACCAACCAUUGGGAGGGGUUCAACAGCAGCAAGUUGUCAACCAACCAUUGGGAGGAGUUCAACAACAGCAAGGCCAGCCAAUUGGAGGAGUUCAACAACAACAAGUUGUCAACCAGCCAAUGGGAGGUAUACAACAAGCAGGAGGUGACCAGAGACUCGGAAACAUGCAACAGCAGGCUCCUGGUCAAGUUGUUGGUAAUCUCCAACAGGCUCCUGGUCAAGUUGUUGGUAAUCUCCAACAGGCUCCUGGUCAAAUUGUGGGUAAUCUCCAACAGGCUCCUGGUCAAGUUGUGGGUAAUAUUAAACAGCAAGCAAGGGAACAUGUAGCAGAUGUUUUAAAAGAGAUUGAUAAUAGACCCAUGCUACAAGCAAAAGCACCUGAUCAGAAUGCCAAUAUGAAAAAUUCAAAUGUUCCAAAAAAUGAAAAGAACUCGGUGAAGGACGGUGAUAUACAUAUGAAAAAGAAAUCUUCUAAAAAACAUAGAAAGGAGCAUAAAGAAGAGGUGCGUCAUCGUAGAGAUGUUGUCGAUGUUGUUGAUACACAUAAUGAUAUACCCAAUGAUAAAGAAGAAAUGGUCAAACCAAAACCACUGAACGAAGAAAUGAGAAGGAAAAAAUUGAGUAUUGAUGAAAAGCCAGAUUCAGACAUAAACGAUAUAUUUAAUAAUUUAGACUCUAUGAAUGACCUUUCUCUGUUCCAUGGUCGAUCUCUGAAAGAGGUCCUACAUAAAAGGUCAUAAAAAUUUUCUCCCAAUCUAAUUAAAAUCAAGACCUCUCCAGACAGCUUCUUUACCUACACAGAGAGAAGGAUUCUCUCUCAGCGUAGGUGACAAUGCGGUCUUGAGAGGUCUGAUUUUAAUUAGACUUACAUUUCUUCAUCACUGAUCCAUAAGAUUAUAAGGAACAUUGUGUUACAGAUGAUAUCUUUGUUGAGUUUUAAGAGAAAAAAAUCACAAAUUCAACAUUCAUCAUGAAUGUCUUGAUUAUUUAGUGGGAGCUAUAUCAGCACCAUGCCUACUGAUUAGGUACCUCAGAUUAUGUAGUGGUAUGGAUGAGGACUUAUAAAGCCUAGUCCCUAUCACCCUAGACACAUAAAACUUGGGAACUGAUAUCUUAAAUAGUAAUGUAAAUUUUCCUGAACUUUAAUGCUCAAACAUAAUCCAAUGAGGAACUUAUACUCUACAAACCAAAAAAAAAGGUACAAUCAGGUGAUUGAAGUGGAGGAAAAUAAGAGGUUCAUGACAUUGAAAAAAUAACAAUUUGGUAGUAGCAACUGUACUUCACAUUAAAAAAUAAUUUUCCAAACAUCAUGUAUGUUUUAAAUAUUUGAACAAUAUUUAAAGAAAUGAGUGUCUUAAAAUAUAGGGUUAAAGAAACAAAUGGUGUUUUUUUAUGAGAUUGAGGUAAAACAAAACAAAUAUCGUACUUUAAAACAAGUCUGCUGGCAAGUUGAGUUCAAAAUGUUCUGAUCAGAAACUGUUCAGGUAUUUGCCUCCUUGAGAGAAAAAUUUGGGACCAAUCACGAACUUAUGUCAACUUAAAAUUAGGAAUUGCCACAUAAUGGUAAUACCAUAUAUAGGGGGUGGGUUGUAUGCUAAAAUUCACAAAACUAAACUGACUUUGUUCUCACCAUUCAUAUAAGAGCUGGGACUACUUAUUGUGAUACUUCAAUGAUACAUGUAUUGAUGUGCAAUGUAAAAUAGCGCCAUAAUGUGAAAAUAUAUAAUAUCUAUGGGAAGACUGGUAACAUUUUCAUUUACACAUUUCUGAAAUGCACAUGCAUAAUGGAUUUGCUCAACUCGUUGAUAAGAGCUAAAUCGUGUAACUACUAAAAUGGAAAUGUGAAAAAAGCUAUAUUUAUUGAUGACAACAGAUAGCUCAGUGGUUUAUAGCUGUUGUAGAAGAGUUCCCGUAUCCUGGGUUCCAAUUCCAGUCUAGUUAAAGCAUGUUUUCUUUUCCCUCAUGUAUCAUGGAGGUAUAACGCAUUGUCCCAGUUAUACCAUGUAUGUGAUGUUGAAUGUAUGAAAUCCAGUUGUGUACAUAAUAUUUUAGUUAUGCACACGAAUUGUAAAAGAAAUGGCACCCAUAAGUGGAUCAUCAGUUCUAGCAACACAUAAUAUGUAUUAAUUAAGUUAACUGGGUAACACACCAAAUUUUUUAAAUCCAUCUUAUAAUAUGUUUUUUAAAAGGAUGUCUCAUCAGGUAUUGCAAUCAGAAGUCAUACUAGUACAGAGUACGAGUCAUGCUAAAUGUCAAAGACUUAGCACACUGGGCUCAAAGGACUAUGCUAGUGAUCUAUGCUAGUGAGUCACUGGGCUCAAAGGACUAUGCUAGUGAGCCACUGGGCUCACAGGACUGUGCUAGUGAGCCACUGGGCUCAAAGGACUGUGCUAGUGAGCCACUGGGCUCAAAGGACUGUGCUAGUGAGCCACUGGGCUCAAAGGACUGUGCUAGUGAGCCACUGGGCUCAAAGGACUAUGUUAGUGAGCCACUGGGCUCAAAGGACUAUGCUAGAGAGCUAAUGCCUUUACACAAUGUCUGGACAAAUUUUUAGUUGUCAAACUUUCUUCUAAAAGACUACUGGCUUAGAAUGGCUGAAGGAAUUUGGAAAAUCUCGGGCUAAGGGAGUUAAAUGCUGUAUAGAAGAAUGUGUUGUCCCCAAGGGAGUCAAAUUCAGUAUAUAGGGAAAUAAGGAUGAAUCUUGAAAAGUCUACUCUUUAAGUAAGGGUUAGCAGAUUUUAACCUUAUUUGGUAUUGAGCCUAUAUAAAUAAAAGGUGUGGACCUUCUUGGAAUUUAGAGUUAGAGCCAAACAGGAAAUGGGAAAGCUUUUAAACAAUUCAGUUUGGGUAAAGGUAUUUAAACCCAAUUCAGUUUGAGUAAAGGUAUUUAAACCCAAUUCAGUUUUGAUCAACUUAAAUUCAAAUGUUGUAGGGUGUGUACUUCUCAGUUGGAGAAGAAGGGCCAUGUAGGGGGAAAUCAGUCCAUUUUUAUUUUUAAAACUUUGUAUAAAUAUAUAUGGCUUAUUAUAAAUAAAGCAAAACACAAAGACUAGUAUAAUCGGCUAGUGCUUUUGCCCAUCUUGAGGCACUUCAGGCGAUUUAAAUUUAUUUGUGACAUCAUAAAUGGAGUACACAUACUUUAGACGUCAACAAUAAUGACGCCAUAAACAAAGUACACAUAAUACGGACAUCUUAAAAAGAUUACAUGAUAGUACUUGCAUUAAAUGCGUCAAUGAAAUAUAUGGAAAAAGAAACGGAACAUAUUACAAAUGCUCAAAUGAAUACUAUGGCUUAAUAUAUAUAUAUGAACACCGAGUUUGGUAAGAAUCAUUCAUACUUGGAGGAAACUCAAUUUUGUGUAAAUGAAGAAUAAAUCCAAAUUCAAAAUAAAGUUUACCAAUAAUGUAACAGGUGAGCAAUAGUCCCCUUAGACCUCAUGUUUCAAAAUGGUUUUUCAAUUGGAAAGUUCUUUGUGCCACUGUAAUUUUGGUUAUCAUUUAAUCUGUGUAUAAUAAGGUCAGAAAUGUUGUCAUUUCUGAAAAUAAUGCAAAAUAAAGAAGAUUGUUUUUCUUGCCAUUAACAAUAGCCUGGAGCUUUGAAGAGAAAGCUUUUGGAAACAGGUCCAGAGUCUGUUAUGUGAUUGAAUAUGCACUAUUUAUUAUCCUGUAUUGGUGUUCAAAUAUGAUAAUCGUCUAUGAUGUCUACAUGUAGUGCCUGCUUCUAUGAGGCAAGUAGGUUAUGUAUGGUAAUGAGAUUAAUUGAAUUAGAAAUGUGUGCUUAAAGCCUAUUUUAUUUUCAUCAGCCCAUUGAAAUCACAUUUUUGUCACAUCAAAAUAUUGAUCAAUUGUUCAUGCAAUCCAUGCACUAUACUUUUUAAUUAAAUGUAUCACUGUAGAUUUUAAAUCACUUAAAUUUUGUAAACGUGAUGUUUCGGCAGUAUUUUCAAGGGGCUUCAUUUGAAUUUGUUAGUAUAAAAAAUCAGUGCUGUAAAACCACUUGUUACACUAAAAGGAAAGAAAAGGAUGUGUUUUUAUGUAUUAACUAAUUGUUUAAGAGCAGGUAAACUUUGGGACCCCUAUAUUUGAAACUAUGCUCAUCCUAUAUAACACAAAAGUCACAUGUUCCUGUUCAGCUUACAAGCUAUCGAAGAUGGAAUUUUGAAGCAAAUCAAAUUGCUUAAUACUAACAUUAUGAACAUCAUAUUUCAUUCUGAUACAACUAGAUGAAGUUGAAAUAUCUUAUCUCUAAAUUAUGAUGCUAAAGGCAUUUCCUCAAUUCUGAUCGGACAUAGUAGUCCAGACAGUAUAGAUAUAUGGAGAGCAUUUACAAAUGAACCUACAGCUGUAAGUGGAUGUAUGGCAAUAGGCUGUGAGUGUGUAGGUGGAGUAGCUGUGUUAAUUUAAAUCACAUCCAUUGAAUUGUUGUCUGAUUUGCAUCCUCCAAAGCAGGGAGCAUGUUUCCUGUAGUUUUCUUGUUCACACAUUUUGUUUUUGUCACAUAGGCUUAACAUUUUGUUUACAAUAGUAUUUUUGUAUAGUCCCAAUACCUGUAUGUUUCUCAAAAUGUAUACCCGUGUGUCAGACUGGGAUUUUUAUACUGUAUUUUAUUGUAUUGAUAAAUCUUUUUAUUGUUGUUAUUCACAAACCCUGUUAUGUCUGUCAUUUAUCAUUGUAAGGUCAUUAUAUAACAUAAUUAUGUACUUUGUUCUAACAACUUUAAAACAUUUAAAACAAUGUAGUUGAUACAACAAUUGCUGCACAUAAAACUAAGCUGCUUGAUAAAUACAGUGUAUUUCCUUUCCAACCAAAUAACAAAUAUUAUACUUCUCUCAUUUAAAAGGUUUUUUAAAUAAGUUGUAAGAGGAUGAGUUUAAAGUAAAGAAAUCUAGCAAGCAUGUAAAUGUACAAGUACUUGUAUUUCAAUCAUACAUAACUGACUGUACAAUAACAUUAAGUACAGGUGUUGCUCAUCCUGUACAACAUUACACACUCGUAUAAUACGGAGUUUUUAUUUCUGUAGUAUCAGUACACCACUUCCAUUAAAUGAUAAUGUGAUGCAGAUUUGUAUUUUUACUAGACAGAUAUUCAAUCCCUGUGAAAGUGUCCUUCGUAAUAAAAAAGAACAUGAAAAUAUUAAUCCUUAACAUCGAUUCUUUUAAAGAGUGGUGCAUGAAAGUAAUAGAGUGUACGACUGGGGAUCCUAAUGGAAGCUGUCAUAUUUAAUAUACAAAUAUAUGGGUUCAAGCUUAUAAUGAAUGUGUUCACCCUUGAAUGUUUGUUCUAAUUACAUGUUAAAAUCAUUAUUAUUAUCCUACAUGUGCAUAUGAGGUCAUGUUGUUAUGAAUUGUUGACAAAAAUAAUUGUAAGUGAAUAAAUCUAUUUAUACUA